CCAAAAAUCCUGAAUUCCAAGCCCAGCCGGCCAGCCCAUGACCCAUGUAAAGGAAAAAAAACUCAGCAGCAAACCUAACGGAGAGAGUGAAAGACGGAGGAAAAAUAAAAAGAAAGGAAACAGAGAGAAGAGAGGCGAGACAGAGAGAUAGAGACGCCGCUACAGCAGUACCCACGCCACGCCGAUGCCGACGCGAGACGGCGAGAGUCUACCCAGACCCAGUACGGCAGUACCCACGACGACGCCGCCAUCAUCACGCGAGACGGCGAGAGUCUCAGCUGUCGCCGCCGCCGCCGGUUGCUCGAGCCUUCAUAGGUCUUGAUCAAAUGGAUGAUACAAGGUUAGGUAUUUCUUUGCCAAAAAGAAAAGAAAUGUCAGAGAGAGCUCUUCCAAAUAUAGAAUGCAAAAGAGGAACAUAUUAGCCAAGGGGUGGAAAUUAACAUUCAAACAUCAUCCUUAGAAUAUCUUUUUGUUUGGGCUAUUCUCUUAAAUAGUAGACCUCUUCAAGAAGAAAAGAAGUGAAAAGUUUAUUUCUCUACCAAGAAUUAAAAAUAAAAGAAGAAGAAAGAAGAUAGUAGAAAGUGAAAUGUCUAUAUAUAUAUAUAUAUUUGGCGAUGAGGAUGGAGACAUUUUGGAGUUAGUGUACAGUGACUGCUAUGCUGUCCUUAAUACGAAACAUGUUGCUAGAUGUUUGGCUCAUGCCACAUUGCACUAUAAAUAAAGGAGCUCCAUUUGAAACAUUCACAUGCAGUAGGUAAUCAAAGUCGAGAGAGAGAGAGAAUAAAAGAGAGAUAAAACGAAUGAGAAGCCAAGAACAACAGCAGCAAGUAAUUGAUGUUGUACCAUCAUCAUCGUCAUGGGGUGGAGGGAGCAAUCGUAUAGCCGCCCUUAAUCUAGAGGGAACCCCACCCCCCAAAAUCACUGAUAGUCUUGAUCAUAAACAGUUUGAUCAUCAUGAUGAGGACUCUAAGAAACCUGGAUGGAGAAAGUUCUUAUCAUAUGUAGGCCCUGGAUUUCUUGUCUCCUUAGCUUAUCUUGACCCAGGCAAUUUGGAAACUGAUCUGCAGGCUGGAGCAAAUCACAGAUUUGAGCUACUGUGGGUGAUACUUAUUGGGUUGAUCUUUGCGCUCAUAAUUCAAUCGCUAGCUGCAAAUCUUGGUGUAAGCACUGGCAAACACCUUUCAGAAUUAUGUAAGGCUGAGUACCCAAAAUAUGUCAAGUAUUGCCUAUGGUUGCUAGCAGAGGUUGCAGUCAUAGCUGCUGACAUACCCGAAGUGAUUGGAACAGCCUUUGCGCUAAAUAUACUGUUCCACAUCCCAAUUUGGACUGGAGUUCUCAUCACUGGUUUAAGUACUCUCUUACUUCUUGGCCUACAGAAAUACGGGGUUAGGAAGCUGGAAUUGCUGAUAACAAUACUAGUCUUUGUAAUGGCUGGAUGUUUCUUUGGAGAGAUGGGCUAUGUAAAGCCUCCAGCGGUUGCUGUGCUAAAGGGAAUGUUUAUACCCAAGCUCAGUGGCCAAGGAGCCACCGGGGAUGCCAUAGCACUUUUGGGUGCCCUUGUCAUGCCGCACAAUCUCUUUCUCCACUCGGCUCUUGUGCUAUCCAGAAAAAUACCAAAUUCUGUCCAUGGCAUUAAUGAUGCAUGUCGAUAUUUCCUAAUAGAGAGCGGAUUUGCAUUGUUUGUUGCAUUCCUAAUCAAUGUUGCAAUUGUCUCUGUAUCGGGCACCGUUUGCUCAGCCAAUAAUAUCUCAAAUGAGAUUGCAAAUCAAUGCAAUGAUCUUAACCUCAACUCAGCCUCUUUCCUUCUCAAGAGUGUAUUGGGUCGGUCAAGCUCAACCAUUUAUGCCAUUGCAUUACUAGCCUCAGGGCAAAGCUCCACCAUCACAGGCACUUAUGCAGGGCAAUUCAUCAUGCAGGGUUUCUUGGAUCUUAAGAUGAAAAAAUGGAUUAGAAACCUGAUGACAAGGUGCAUUGCCAUUACACCUAGUCUUAUUGUUUCCAUUAUUGGAGGAUCUAAUGGUUCAGCCAGACUUAUCAUCAUUGCAUCAAUGAUACUUUCAUUUGAGCUUCCAUUUGCUCUAAUCCCCCUCCUUAAAUUCAGUAGCAGUGCCACAAAGAUGGGACCACACAAGAAUUCAAUAUAUGUUAUUGUGAUCUCGUGGAUCCUAGGCAUCGGAAUCAUUAGCAUCAACAUCUACUACCUGAGCACAGGCUUUGUGGAUUGGCUAAUUCACAACAAUUUACCAAAGGUUGCAAAUGUGUUCGUUGGGCUCCUAGUGUUUCCCUUAAUGCUUGUCUACAUCUUAGCAAUCAUCUAUCUUACCAUCCGAAAAGACACUGUUGUAACAUUUGUUGAGCCUGUAAAGCAUGACCACCUAGUAGCCCAAAACAACAUGGAACACGGGCUAGGCAAUUCUUGUGAGGUGGGCGAGUUGGAUCACAUUCCUUAUAGAGAGGAUUUGGCUGAUAUCCCACUACCAGAGUGAAGGUUUUUUUUUCUAGAUCAAAUGCAACAACAGCCAAGCCAAGGUAUAUCGUUAGUGGUAGGGAGCUCCAAGUUAAAUGUGACUUCAACUUUCUUUGAGUUCAUCUAAGGCUUUCAUCCUAUGGAAAUUGUAUGUAAUUUCGAACCAUCUAUUGUAGUUCCCAUUGUUUAAUUAUAAGUUUAUGUUGAACCUUUUGUUGGAAAAAUAGUAUUGAGUGAAUAAGAAAUUGAUGUUUAAUUU
This is a messenger RNA of Quercus lobata, 2726 nucleotides long. RefSeq names its product metal transporter Nramp5-like. Gene Ontology annotation, molecular function: cadmium ion transmembrane transporter activity; manganese ion transmembrane transporter activity. Gene Ontology annotation, biological process: iron ion transmembrane transport; manganese ion transport. Lineage: Eukaryota; Viridiplantae; Streptophyta; Magnoliopsida; Fagales; Fagaceae. Gene Ontology annotation, cellular component: plasma membrane. Bases 801 to 2486 code for a protein of 561 amino acids. The transcript has 13 exons. The record is from RefSeq and is a predicted model, not a curated record.